Molecule: messenger RNA, 4763 nt
Organism: Caenorhabditis sp. 36 PRJEB53466
Lineage: Eukaryota; Metazoa; Nematoda; Chromadorea; Rhabditida; Rhabditidae
Source: the annotation of a GenBank genome assembly
AUGGCGUGUGUUGACGAGUCGAAACAUGAAUUCGAAUUCACUGAAAGAUCGUUGACUGAUGAUGUGAGUGGAAAAAAUGAGCGAUUCACAAAUUUUUUAUCAUUUUUGCAGAAGGAAAUCCGAGAUGCCAUCAUUUACAAUGUUCCCGUCGAGUUUGUCGAGGCGUUCGUGCUCAAAAAGCCAGGUUUGUUCGUUUUGGCGACGUUUUCCAGUUUCGCCACCAAUUUUUGCCAAUUUUCAGGAGAUUUCUGCAUUUCCAAAGGGCUCGACGGCUCGUUUUAUCUCUCAAUUCACGGAGAUGUUCCGGCGAAAAGUGGCUCACCGAUCGUUCAUCUUCGUAUUGAGAAUAAUGCGUACGUGAGCGGCAACAUGAUAUAUCUCAGUUGUCAGUGGAGAUAUCACGAAGUUAUCAACUGAUAAAAUGUGUGUUAGGAAAUUUUGUACAUUUUACUAGUUGACUAUUUCUUGAUAGCUCCACCCACAGCUGAGAUAUAACCCAUUCUCUGUAAGACUCGAGCAAUGAGGGACAUAGGGAAAGAUUUUCACGUGAGCAUGUAUAUGGGGACUAGUGUGCACCAUAUGCACAAUAUUGGGUCCCAGCUCCGCGUUACGGUAGUACGGUAGGUGCUCAAAGGUGCACAACUCGAUUUUUUUCAAAAAAAUCGUGGAACGCUAAAACUUUUUUUGGGAUGUGUACAUCUUUAGAGUAUUCCCCUGUCAAAUUUCUCAAGUCUAAAAAAUUUUUAUUCGUGCGUUAUGAUGGAAAAUCAUCAUUUUUUAGUACUUUUUCUUAAAAAACAAAAAAUUACGGGGUUUAGCAGGUCAUUGGGACACUAACGAUCAACAACAAAAAUAUGCACCAAUAUUGUGGCUUUUGGCAAAAAAAAAGACAGAGUCAAUUCACCUUGUCCGAAGCUUGUUAUGACAGAUAUUCUGAACGUAAUUUUACUAUGUUUGACAGUCAAACCAAUUUAUGUUGCUGUAAUAGUAUUCUGAUGUGUUGCAUUUGUGGAAAUAAGACAGAAAAAGUACUAUUGAACAUUUGAAAAGUGUCUCCGCAAAUAAUUAUGAAAUAUUAAAACUGUAAAAAUAAUUUUUUCCACAAGCUAAUCGCAAUUAUGCCGAACACAAUUUAUGUCAGAUACAAAGUGCUGGGUUUUGUUUAAAUUAUUUAUUUCAAUUUUUUUUUGAUUUCCGUAUAGUUAUUAACCUUUUUUUUUUGAAUCAAUGGAGUACCUUUUUUUCAUUUUAUUUUAUUUGGUCAAAAACACAUCAAUUAAAAAAGCUUCACACUUCGAAGAUAUCAUUUCUUGAAUUUUCGAUUUCAAUGAUUAUUUUGUCAAAGUCACUAUUUUCUUCAUUAUUUUCAUCGUAGACGUCCCCCCAGUCAUCGUACUCCUUUGAGUUUAACUACUUUUCAACUAGUUCCCCUAAGUCCUCGUUUGCUUUUCUCUUAGCUCGCUCUCUCGAUUCCACAUCCAGCCUGCUUGGUGGUGAAAUCGAUCAGACAUGUGAUGCCGAUGAUGAUCUCGUUCUGUUCGUACUCCCUCCAAUAGAGCAGCUGAGCGAGCUAAGAGAGAAGCAAACGAGGACUUAGGGGAACUAGUUGAAAAGUAGUUAAACUCAAAGGAGUACGAUGACUGGGGGGACGUCUACGAUGAAAAUAAUGAAGAGAAUAGAGACUUUAACAACAAAAUAAUUGAAAUCGAAAAAUCGAGAAAUGAUAUCUUCGAAGUGUGAAGCUUUUUUAAUUAAUGUGUUUUUGACCAAAUAAAAUAAAAUAAAGAAAGCACUCCAUUGAUUUAGAAAAAAAGGUUAAAAACUAUACGGAAAUCAAAAAAAAAAUCGAAAAAAAUAAUUUAAACAAGACUCAGCACUUUGCAUCUGACAUAAAUUGUGUUCGGCAUAAUUGCGAUUAGCUUGUGGUAAAAAUUAUUUUUACAGUUUUAAUAUUUCAUAAUUAUUUGCGGAGACACUUUUCAAGUGUCUAAUAGUACUUUUUCUGUCUUAUUUCCAAAAAUGCAACACAUCAGAAUACUAUUACAGCAACAUAAAUUGGUUUGACUGUCAAACAUAGUAAAAUUACGUUCAGAAUAUCUGUCAUAACAAGCUUCGGACAAGGUGAAUUGACUCUGUCUUUUUUUUUGCCAAAAGCCACAAUAUUGGUGCAUAUUUUUGUUGUUGAUCGUUAGUGUCCCAAUGACCUGCUAAACCCCGUAAUUUUUUGUUUUUUAAGAAAAAGUACUAAAAAAUGAUGAUUUUCCAUCAUAACGCACGAAUAAAAAUUUUUUAGACUUGAGAAAUUUGACAGGGGAGUACUCUAAAGAUGUACACAUUCCAAGAAAAGUUUCAGGCUUUCACGAUUUUUUUGAAAAAAUUCGAGUUGUGCACCUUUGAGCACCUACCGUACUUCCGUAACGCGGAGCUGGGACCCAAUAUUGUGCAUAUGGUGCACACUAGUCCCCAUAUACAUGCCCAUAAAAUUUAUAAGCUCUACCUGCUCUAUCGGCUCUAUGUCCACCUCCACUAGGACCAUGCUCGAGUCUUACAGAGAAUGGGUUAUAUAUCGAUUUGAAUAAGAGCGUACCAAAAACCAGAAUACCUUGUAUUCAAACAGCUAUAUCUCAGCUACCACUGGAGAUAAAAACAAGUUGUCAACUUUAAAAAUGUUUAUUAACAAAUUCUCUACAUUUUAUCAGUUGACAACUUUUCGAUAAAAUCACUGCUAUCCGAGUAAUAUCCAUUUUCCAGUGACGAACUGAGCAUUCAUGGGCUCCUGUUCGCCCGCGCCAAAUCGCUCAAUGAACUGCUGUUUCAGUUGAAGAUAAAUCAUGUGAGCUUUUAGAGAAUCUGACAAAAUCGACAAUAUUCGUUUUUGCAGAUGGAAGUGCUCGGCGGAGUGCUCGAAAAAGAGCUGUCAAUGAAGAGACUUUUGGGCGUGGCGAUCGCCGAAAUGGACAAUAUCCAUUCGGAAAAGGAGAUUUACGGGAAGACGAUUCUCAAACAGGACUUUCAUCGAAUGGUAAAUACGGAUGGGGUUCUUUUUUAGGCCACGGCCAGGGGAAAGUUAGGCCACGGCCAGGAGAAAGUUAGGCCACAGAUGUUUCGCUUGUCUUCAGACCUACACUGGAAAUCUGGAGUUUGCGGACGGAAAAGUGCGUGAAGUGCUGUUUGAGCAGACUAAAAAUCCGCACUUCAAGGACAAUUUUCUCAAGCAUUUUUUCGAUGUAAGAACAUUGAUUUAAAAAAAAAAUGCUUCACAGAGAUUAUCGAUUUUUUUUUCCAGGAAAUUGUGAACGGCGCCGCGUUUAGUGCUCAAAAACUGCCGAUCCGCACGCCGAUCGCCGCGAUUCUCAAUCCGCCGACGCUGAUUUACGAGUACAAGGUUUGACUGCACGUUUUUUUCGAUUUUUUGGAUGGAUAAUCGCGGAAAGAUUGAAGAAAUGAGGAAUUCGUCCCUUUUUUUUUGCAGCACAAAGGACUCGGAAUGUCGUUGGAUGAGAUUCUGAAAAACCACGAUAAUCAGUUGGAUUUGGCGCAGAGAAUCAAGGUUUGGCGGGCGGUUUUAUCGAUAAACUUAUCGAUUCCAGAUGUGCUCGAGCGUGGUGCGUAUCAUGGCCGAGCUGCAUCACGCGGACGUUUUUCACGGCGCCGUCAAGCCCGACAACUUUUUCGCCGAUUUCAAAGGGCCGAAAGGGAGCGUCCAACAGUACGAACUCGUGUUCAACGGAUGCGUCGGUUUGCGAGAGUACGGAAGUGCGGAGAACGGAAAAAUCGGACUGUUCGACUACGAUCUGAACGCGCCCGAGCUGGCGUUCACCCGCAAACUGACGAAGGAGAGCGGCGUGUUCAAUGUGGGACGGCUCUUCGAGCAAAUACUCAAGACGGACAUUCUAAAGAUGUACACGGAGCAUCAGGGUGAGUGGAGCGGAAUUGCGCAAAAACCUUGUCCGCUCCAAUGUUUUGCAUAUGAGUAGCAGAGUUGAGCGGAAGAACUCAACGGAAGAAUUUUUAUCUUUUUUAGAAAAUUUUUUCAUGGAAUGUGAUCAACUGACGAAAUGUAUAGCAAAAUGAACUCUGCUCAUAGAAAAAUAAUUGUAAAUUUAGCGUUUCAUACAAAAAAGUUAUUCGAGUUGUUGCGUGAAAAUGUCCUUCCGUCUUCCCCGUUAGCCCUAACUUUUUUGUAUGAAACGCUAAAUUUACAAUUAUUUUUCUAUGAGCAGAGUUCACUUUACUCUACAUUUUGUCAGUUGAUCACAUUCCAUGAAAAAAUUUUCUAAAAAAGAUAAAAAUUAUUCCGUUCAGUUCUUCCGCUCAACUCUGCUGUGAGUAGUAGUCGUUAUUGCUCGAGUCGGUACAGUGAAUUUGCGAUAUCCUCUUGUUGAAACUGUGGCCUAGGUUACGAAUUGGAAUUUUAGGCCAGCAAAUUACUAUUGUAGCCAUUUUUUUUUCCAAUUGCAGAAGAGCCGCGAGCGUUGCGUGAAAUGCGUCGUCUGAUUGGCCGUGCGACGCGGGCGAAUCCACAGCAGAGACCCACGAUGAACGGCAUUGUCAUGAUGAUCCGCGAGGUGAGAGAACUAGGCCACGGCCACCAGAUUUGUGUUUCAAGUGUUUGAUUUGAUUGGACUCGCUGAGUAAUGAAAUGUUAAUGAAAUUAGUAAUGAAAUUGUCAGCCGAGAUGACGUUUGCAGGUCCUCUCGAUCAUGCCCAAAUCGGCGGCGCCCAUCAAUUUUGUCCACUUUGAUCAAUUGGAUGAUAACUGA